Messenger RNA from Sporothrix schenckii 1099-18, 363 nucleotides. RefSeq lists its product as uncharacterized. Bases 1 to 363 code for a protein of 120 amino acids. The record is from RefSeq and is a predicted model, not a curated record. The transcript has 2 exons. Lineage: Eukaryota; Fungi; Ascomycota; Sordariomycetes; Ophiostomatales; Ophiostomataceae.
AUGUCGGCAAACAGGCCUACGGGUAAAGGAGGCCCGCGACCUCCCGCACAAGACGUGAAUUUCGAGGAGUGGAACGAGGCGCAGCUUGAAGCCGCUCUCCAAAAACUCAAAGAGGCUCAUCUCAAACCCCGAGCGCUCGACCUGCUGACACAUUUUCUGAUUCCUGCAACAGCCGAGAUUCUACAUGCCAAAAGCCACGCGUCGCUCUUGGGGGCAGCGCAAGAAGUUAAGGGCUUUAAAGAGUACAUCACCAACGAGGAGUUCCGCAAGGUUGUCGACCAUGCUACCUUGAGCCGCAGACGCAAUGGAAAGAAUAUCAAACCUUGGAAAGCCCGAGAGGAGCCGGACUGGGCUACUCUCUGA